CAGAUCCACUUGGAAAAGGAAUGUUGGAGGUGGCCGGCCAUCAAAAAGCCGGGAGCACUGCUACAUACCGGCUGACACAGGGCAACCGGGAGAAAUGCGAAAAAUGGUUCGGAUCGUCGUGCGCUGCUGGCCUCGCUCCGCUUACCCGCUCUGGGAGUCGUGUACUUAAGGGCUGCGCCAGUGCCAGUCUGUUCCGUAAGCCAUGAUGGAUUGAAGAACCAUCCCAACCUGGCCGCCAGCUACAAACGAUUCUUACCGUCAUCCAGCACAACUCUUCUCAUAUUUGUUCUAGCUUGAUUCUCUUCACCUUCCACAAGACCGUAAACAAAAUGCUCAGCGAGUGGCAGAAGUUGUUCCCCGCCGUCCUGGCCGUGCUCGCUGCCGGAUGCGCCGACGCGCAAAAGGCCGAGUUUCCCCUGAGGGCCAUGCCCAUCGGCGCGUCCAUCACCGCCGGCUUCUCGGCAGGGAAGCUCACGGAUGGGUACAGGGAGCCGCUACUCGAGAGGCUCGUCGCGGACGGCUGGCAGCUGCACUACGUGGGCACCCAGAGGAGCGGCAACAGCGCCGAGAACCACCACGAAGGAUACCCCGGCAUCCGCACUCAGCCGCUGGCGAACCAGACGCGCGCCAAGGGCGUCAUCGACCAGUUCAAGCCGAACCUGCUGCUGCUCAACGUCGGCACCAACGACUGCACGGCGCGCUUGACGCGCGAGGAGGCCCGGCGCAUCCACAGCGACAUGAUCGACGCCGUCUUCGGGCCGGCCUACGCGGGGGACGCGGCGACGGCCCCGCUGCUCAUCACGUCGACGCUGCUGCCGCGCCGCGAGAGCGACCAGGCGCUGCAGGACUGCACGCGCUACUUCAACGAGGAGAUCAGGGACCUGGCGCGCACCCACCCGCGCAGCGCCCAGAUCGCGCUCGCGGACAUGAAUAACGGCAGCUUCAUCACCGUCGACGACCUCGCGCCCGGCGACAACCUGCACCCCAGCGCAGAGGGCUACGCCAAGAUGGCGGCCGUGUGGUACGAGGCGCUGAACGCCAACCUGGACAAGCUUCACGCGCCUGUUUCUGUUUAAGGGAGCAAGCAAAAAGACAUUGUACACAGGGAGGAUAUGGAAAGGAAAAAGGGAAAAACACGCACUGGUGGGAACUCUCUUGGUUUUGCAAAAUGCUGUGCGCACGCACGGCUCUGAUAUCAUGUUUUGAUAUAUACACGUCGCCCCAGAAAUGAGGCUAGAGCUCAAGGAAUAGAUGUACACAUGACAGAAAUAUUUACAGAAGAAAGAAAGAUGCAUACU
This is a messenger RNA of Gaeumannomyces tritici R3-111a-1, 1298 nucleotides long. RefSeq lists its product as hypothetical. NCBI's taxonomy places the organism in Eukaryota, Fungi, Ascomycota, Sordariomycetes, Magnaporthales, Magnaporthaceae. The coding region runs from base 330 to 1076 and encodes 248 amino acids. The transcript has 2 exons. The record is from RefSeq and is a predicted model, not a curated record. Gene Ontology annotation, molecular function: phosphatidylcholine lysophospholipase A1 activity.